Messenger RNA from Manis pentadactyla (Chinese pangolin), 1251 nucleotides. RefSeq names its product involucrin-like. Lineage: Eukaryota; Metazoa; Chordata; Mammalia; Pholidota; Manidae. The record is from RefSeq and is a predicted model, not a curated record. The transcript has 3 exons. The coding region runs from base 253 to 918 and encodes 221 amino acids.
GGUAUAAAGGGCACCCAGCCCCUGCCCAGCUGAGCCCUGCACCGGAAGCCUCAUCACCACCUUACUGUGCAUUAGAGCCCAGGAGGAGCAGGGCGCAGGGCAGCAGUGGAGGCCGCCAAGACCCGCAAGUCCAGCUCCACCCCAGAAACCUCCCAGUUGCCCACCCCAAGGCCUGGGGCUGCAGCUGAAGCUCAGGAGGUCGUGAGAAAAGGAAGCUCUGGGUUGACCAGGUUGACCUAAGCAGUUCCCAAGAUGUCCCAGCCACAUACUCUGCCAGAGACCCUGCCACCUGCCCUCAGUCAGGAGUCCCUCAAGCCUGUUCCUCCUCCCAGUGACACCCAAAAGGAGCACGUGGCACAGCCAACACCUCUGGAGCAGCUGGAAGGGCAGGAGGCGCAGCAGGAGCAGCUGGAGGGGCAGCAGGAGGCACAGCUGGAGCAGCUGGAGGGGCAGCAGGAGGCGCAGCUGGAGCAGCUGGAGGGGCAGCAGGAGGCGCAGCUGGAGCAGCUGGGGGUGCAGCUGGAGGGGCAGCAGGAGGCACAGCUGGAGGGGCAGCAGGAGGCGCAGCUGGAGCAGCUGGAGGGGCAGCAGGAGGCGCAGCUGGAGCAGCUGGGGGUGCAGCUGGAGGGGCAGCUGGAGGGGCAGCUGGAGGGGCAGCAGGAGCAGCAGGAGGGGCAGCAGGAGGCACAGCUGGAGCAGCUGGAGGGGCAGCAGGAGGCGCAGCUGGAGGGGCAUCUGGAGGGGCAGCAGGAGCAGCAGGAGGGGCAGCAGGAGGCACAGCAGGAAGCACAGCUGGGGGUGCAGUCAGCGCAGCCUGCGCUUGUGCCAGCUCCUGGCGAGGUCCAAGAGCCCCAGCAAGUCCAGCCACUGAAGGGAGAAGUCCUGCCCCCAACAGAGCAGGAGCAGCAGGAGGUGUAGUGCCCGCCCCCCAGGAUAAGCAGCCACUCUCAGUGUCCCAGAGGCCCUCAGAAGGUUCCGUACAAGUGAAGAGGGAGCCAAUGGCCUCACUUACCUCCAGUCCCCAGCCUGGGGGCCCACUCAUCUGUGAACGUGCCUGACUCUGUCCUUCUGCAUGUCUUCUUUUACGGGGCAGAAGUGGGGAGUUAUCCCAGCACCCACCCCUAGUAAACUCAAUCCCAGAACCUCUGCCUGAGGAGACAGUCACCACGGGGACCCUGACUUCAUCCCAAGUAUUGUAGUUGAAUGCCUGAGUGUCUACAAUAAUACAGAAUAAACCGUGAAAGUCCUGGA